UUUAUUGUCCAUGAAGAAUAUAUCUAUGCUAACGCUUAUAUAUAGUUUGUAAUAGCAAUUAGAUAUAUAGGUCACUCGCCCUUUAAUCCUUCACUAUAGCUUGAUACUUGAUCGAACAUGUACGUACGUUCCUGGUAGUCACGAUGGAAAAUUUCGCUCUUCCAUACCUAACUUCCAGCGCCACAACUGGACUCUUAUUUGCUGUACUUGUGUUUUCCUACUUUAUCAUAAGUAGAAGGUCCAGAGCAAUCAGGAGUUCCAAGUUACCGCCGCAAGUCUCAGGUGGAUGGCCGCUGCUAGGCCAUCUCCACCUCCUUGAUGGAUCGAAGCAGCUUCCCCAUAUAACCUUGGGAGCCCUGACUCACGAGUAUGGACCAAUCUUCACCAUCGAUAUUGGCAUCCACUCAGCUAUUGUGUUAAAUACUUGGGAGGCGGCCAAGGAAUGUUUCACCACCAACGACUUGGUUGUUUCCUCCCGCCCCGCUACGUUAUCUGCCAAGCACUUGGGGUACAAUUAUGCCAUGUUCGGUUUUGGUCCCUACGGUCAGUACUGCCGUGAAAUACGUAAGUUGGUAUCCUUAGAGCUACUCUCAAACACCAGGCUUGACCUACUCAAACAUGUUCGAGUAUCCGAAGUAGAAAUGAGUUUGAAACAGCUAUACAAGCACUGGAGCAAAAGAAAAGAUAUAACCACGGGCCAUGUUUCGGUGGAGAUGAAGCAGUGGUUUGGGGAUUUUUCUCUAAACGUGGUUUUGAGGAUGAUUGCUGGUAAGCGAUACUUCAAUGUCGCCGAUGGUGAUUUGAGCGACGAAAAAGAGGCACGACGGUGCCAAAAGGCCAUGAGGGAUUUCUUUCACUUGGUGGGACUUUUUGUUUUGGGGGAUGCUGUUCCAUGGCUUAAGUGGUGGGAUUUAGGGGGCCAGCAGAAGGCUAUGAAACACACUGCAAAGGAACUCGACCUUAUAGUUAUGGUAUGGCUGGAGGAGCACAAGCAUAGAAGAACAACCUCGGAGAAAGCCAGAACUGACCAAGAUUUCAUGGAUGUUAUGCUUUCAGUCCUAGAUGGAUCAGAUGUUGCAGGUUUUGAUGCUGAUACCGUCGUUAAAUCAACAUGUUUGAGUUUGAUAAGUGGAGGCACCGACACAACAACGGUGACAUUAACGUGGGCACUCUCACUACUGUUACACAACCCCCAAGUACUGAAGAAGAUCCAUGAAGAAUUAGACAAUCAUGUUGGCAAAGAAAGCAGAAACGCAGCCAGAAAGAGAAGACCACCGGAAGCAGCUGGGGCAUGGCCAUUAGUUGGACACCUUCCCCUCUUAGGGGGUUCACUUCUGCCGCAUAUAAGCUUGGGCAACAUGGCUGACAAGUAUGGACCGCUCUUCACAAUCAAGUUCGGUGUACAUAGAUCUCUUAUUGUGAGCAGUUGGGACAUUGCCAAAGAGUGUUUAACUACUAACGAUAGAGUUUUUGCUAAUCGCCCCAAGCUUUUAAUCUCAGAGGUUAUGGGCUACAACUACGCCAUGUUUGGCUUUAGUCCAUACGGUCCUUACUGGCGCCAGAUGCGCAAGGUAGCCACCCUGAAUCUCCUCUCGAACCAUCGUUUGGAGUCUUUCAAGCACGUUCGUGAAUCCGAGGUGAAGGCCUAUAUCGAUAACAUUUAUGACUUGUGGAAGCAAGACGAGAGCUCAGAUCAUGUGUUGGUGGACAUGAAGAGGUGGUUUGGAGACGUAUCACUGAGCAUCAUGUUUAGGAUAAUUGUAGGGAAACGGUUGCUGCAUGAUGCAAGCUCGGAGCUUGAGAAGGAAGAGAACGAAAAGUGUCGAAAGGCGAUCAGGGAGUUUUUCAGAUUGGGCGGUGAGUUUGUGCUGGCAGAUGCAGUGCCUUUUCUUAGGUGGUUGGAUUUGGGCGGGCAUGAGAAGGCAAUGAAGAAGACAGCAAAUGAACUAGAUCAUGUUAUGGAACGAUUGUUGGAAGAGCAUAAGCUAAAGCGAAGUAGUACUAAUUGUACUUCAAAUUCUCAUGAUGAGCCUGAAGAUUUCAUGGAUAUGAUGCUUUCUAUUCUUGAUGAUAGUAUACUGGAGUUUCGUGGGCACACUACUGCUGGUACCAUGAACAAAGCUACUUGCCUGGCUCUUAUAUUAGGGGGAACUGACACCACCACAGCAACAUUGACAUGGGCUCUUUCGUUACUAGUGAACAAUCCUGCAACCUUAAAGAUGGCUCAAAAUGAAUUAGACACACAAGUCGGCCGGAAUAGACAAGUGAAUGAAUCAGACAUGAAGAACCUCGUGUAUCUCCAAGCCAUCAUCAAAGAAACCAUGCGGUUAUACCCUGUCGUACCACUCCUCGCACCCCAUGAAUCUACAGACGAUUCCACCAUAGGUAACUACCAUAUACCCACCGGAACACGUUUAAUCGUCAAUAUUUGGAAGCUUCACCGUGAUCCAAAUGUCUGGCAAGAUCCCUGCAUUUUCCAACCUGAAAGGUUCCUUACAAGCCAUGCGGAUGUUGAUGUUAGGGGCCAGAAUUUUGAGCUCAUGCCGUUUGGAAGUGGUAGAAGAAUAUGUCCAGGAAUUUCUUUGGCUCUUGGACUUGUAGAACUCACUCUAGCUCAUCUGUUGCAUAAGUUUGAAAUUACAGCCCCAUCAGAUGAACCAGUCGAUAUGAGUGAGACUGUUGGGUUAACAAACAUGAAGGCCACGCCAUUACAGGUCCUUCUCAAACCACGCAUCAUAUGAAUGCAUUUCAUGAUUUUCAUCAUAGAGUAAAAUAACGGAGAAUCUUGGUCUCGAUCGAACAUUACAUUAUUUACAUUGUAUGCUGUACGUAUACUUACUCUACGCAUUUGUACUUUGAUCAGUUUAAGACUUUUGUAGUUCAAUUCGAGUGCAUAUUUUUGUGCACGUAUAUCGAUCUAUAUAUGUCUGAUAAAGUCACUGUUCAAUCCAAAAAUCAAGCAAGUUG
Messenger RNA from Argentina anserina (silverweed cinquefoil), 2967 nucleotides. RefSeq names its product demethylepipodophyllotoxin synthase-like. Bases 144 to 2741 code for a protein of 865 amino acids. Gene Ontology annotation, molecular function: heme binding; oxidoreductase activity, acting on paired donors, with incorporation or reduction of molecular oxygen; iron ion binding. The record is from RefSeq and is a predicted model, not a curated record. Lineage: Eukaryota; Viridiplantae; Streptophyta; Magnoliopsida; Rosales; Rosaceae. The transcript has 4 exons.